Penicillium macrosclerotiorum is the source of this 1476-nucleotide messenger RNA. RefSeq lists its product as uncharacterized. Gene Ontology annotation, biological process: allantoate transport; tripeptide transport; dipeptide transport. The record is from RefSeq and is a predicted model, not a curated record. Lineage: Eukaryota; Fungi; Ascomycota; Eurotiomycetes; Eurotiales; Aspergillaceae. The transcript is spliced from 8 exons. Bases 1 to 1476 code for a protein of 491 amino acids. Gene Ontology annotation, molecular function: allantoate transmembrane transporter activity; dipeptide transmembrane transporter activity. Gene Ontology annotation, cellular component: plasma membrane.
AUGGCCGAUAUGUUGAAGACACCGGAUAUUUCAGAAGCCUCAAAGAAGAACAACAAUGAUACCGACUUGGGAGAAGUCUGGGAAAUUCUUGAUCCUGCGGAGGAGCUGAGGCUUGUGAGAAAGAUUGAUUUCAGGCAAAAAGCCAGAAUCCUUCCUUUGAUGCUCGUUGCAUACAUGCUGCAAUUUCUCGAUAAACAGACAUUGAGCUCAUCUACAAUUAUGGGCAUAAUAACAGACCUCAAAUUGCAUGGCUUUCAGUAUAGCUGGGCUUCGAGCUGCUUCUAUUUUGGCUAUCUUUUUGCAACAUACCCGGUUUCGUUGAUCUUAAUCAAGUUUCCGCUGGGAAAAUCCCUCUCAAUCAUGUUUUUGAUUUGGGCCAUUAUACUUGCGUGCCAUGCUGCGACCAAGAACUUUGCGACACUGAUGGUCGCACGGUUCUUCCUCGGUAUUGCCGAGGCGAGCAUCUCGCCCGGAUUUAGUCUGAUCACAUCACUCUGGUAUCGGACCUCAGAGCAGCCAUGGAGGCACGGUCUUUGGUUCUGCGGAAAUUCAGUCUCAUCGGUCUUCAGUGGACUAAUCGGAUAUGGAAUCUAUCAUAUCCAUGAUAGUCUAGCUUCCUGGAAGUGGCUCUUCAUUAUUUUUGGUAUUUUGACAUUUGUGUGGGGGCUCGUCCUAUUAUGGCGCUUGCCUGAUAGUCCGCAAAAUGCUAAAUUCAUCAGUGGAAAGGAGAAGAAGAUCGCUAUACACCGAUUGAAGGCUAAUCAAGCAGGUUUCAAGAGCAAUAAAUUAGAGCUUUCUCAGAUAAAAGAGACUCUUCUCGAUUAUAAGACUUGGCUUGUUGCUGUCUACUCUCUUACUACAAAUAUCCCUAAUGGGGGAAGUUUAGCUUUCUCUUCAUUGAUUCUUGAAGGAUUUGGCUUUUCGGUUCUAAACACUUUCUUGAUGGGAAUUCCAAUAGGAAUAGUUAUUUUUGUGUUUGUUCUUUCCUCAACAUACCUAUCUUCAAAGCUGCCGAAUGCUAGGUGUCUGAUAAUUGCAGCGGUCAAUAUUAUCAGUAUUACUGGCGCCGUUAUUAUCUAUACUUGCGACACUAUUGGAGCGAAAUACGCUGGACUUUGCCUUAUGCAAGUCUUCUCUAGUGGCAUGCCUCUCUCAAUGGCUCUGGUUAGCUCUAAUAUAGGAGGCUUCACAAAACGAGCCACCGUGAUCACAGUUUUAUUCACGUGCUAUUGCGCUGGAAAUAUUAUCGGUCCUCAGCUAUUCUUCGCUAGGGAGGCCCCUCGCUACAAGUCUGGCUUCCUCGCUAUAAUAAUAUGCUUUGCGAUAUCCACUGUGACCAUCCUCGUUCUUCGCUAUUUGCUAAUUUUUGAGAACAACAAGCGAGAUCGCACGUCCGUUCCGGUGGAACAAAGGGAAGAACUACGCUUGGCAGACUUAACAGAUAUCGAAAACAAAAAUUUCCGAUACGCUUAUUAG